CAUCACCAUCAUCACCACCACCACCACCUACACCACCACCCCCCAAUCCAACACCCCUCCAACCAACGACCCCUAGCAUCAACCAACCCAACCCAACCAACCCCCAAAAAUGACAUCCAAACCCCACAUCGCCCACACCCUCCUAACCCGCGCACACUCCCCCGACACCGCGCAAACGCUCUUCACCGAACGCAUAAAACAAAAACCUCUCUACAUCCGUCCCACCUCCCCAACCCCCUCCGACAACCGUUCCCGCCGACGCCUCCACCGCAUCCGCAAAAAGACCUACUUCCUACGCAAACAAAAGCCCCAACCGCUCUCCGCGCGCGAGAAGCGCGCCACCGGCCUCCACGCCCUCCCCAAGGAAGAAUGCAAAUAUGCCAUAUUCCAAGAACUGCAUGGGAUGUGGGUGCGGUAUAUGCAGGAGAUGUUAGAAUUAGGGGAGAAGAAAUUCAAGCCGCCGAUGAAUCCCACCGCGCAUGGAAGUAAACUUGUAAGUGCGGAUUUUCAUGGUGCGGAGGUGGAGGUCGUGAGGAGUAGGUGUGAGGGGAGGGUAGGGGUUAGGGGGAUUGUGGUUAGGGAUACGAAGUUUACGUUUGUGGUUGUUACGAGGGGGGAUGAGGUUAAGACUAUUCCGAAGGAGCAGACGAUUUUUCGAUUUUGGGUGCCGUUGCCUGUGUCUGAGGCGGCGAUGGAUGUGGAUGGGGCUGGGACAUCGUCGACGGAGGUGGGUGAUGCUGGUGCUGGCAAGGGAAAGGAGCUCGUGUUUGAGCUUCAUGGCAGUCAGUUUCAGAAUCGGCCGGUUGAUAGGGCGAAUAAGAAGUUCAAGUGGCGGAAUGUGGAUUAUAUUUGAACUGCCGAGGGAAAUUUAUCACCAGGUGUGAUGAUCAUUUUAUAUUGGCAUUGCAAGGAAUAGUCUGGGAGACUAUCCUCCAGAAGCCGAGUCUACACCCAGACGAGCCAUCUCAAUAAGGUGGAUGUGCGUUGUGAAAUGCACCGUCGCAUCCUGCAGUCUGCGCGUCUGGUAUGAGUUUGUGUAUCAAGCUGGCUUGCUUUGAUACAGCUCUUACCAGUGACGGGAAGCAUACCACAUGGAUGACGCAUCGCAAUAUCCGCGUCAAUAUGAGUCAACGGAGGAGCGAUGACUACAAAGAAGAGCCUUGCUGUCCAGUGAAGAGUCGAGGUCGACAGGGCCCUGGUUCGGCAAGUUGGCGACAAUGGUACGAGGCAUGCCAUAGUGCAUUAGAGCUUCGUAUACUCGAAACUACGAGAAGUGUGCAUGAGAAUCAAUGGAAUAGACAAGU
Messenger RNA from Aspergillus sclerotioniger CBS 115572, 1304 nucleotides. RefSeq names its product RNase P/RNase MRP complex subunit. Gene Ontology annotation, biological process: rRNA processing; tRNA 5'-leader removal. The coding region runs from base 110 to 853 and encodes 247 amino acids. Gene Ontology annotation, molecular function: ribonuclease P RNA binding. The record is from RefSeq and is a predicted model, not a curated record. Lineage: Eukaryota; Fungi; Ascomycota; Eurotiomycetes; Eurotiales; Aspergillaceae. The transcript has 2 exons. Gene Ontology annotation, cellular component: ribonuclease P complex; ribonuclease MRP complex.